AUGGGUAGAGCAACCAUAGGGGUGGUGGAAGAAGAGUGGUUCGACCGGCAGGAGAGUGGAGUGUGUGAGGAAGGUGAGGACGAUAGGAGAAGAGAACGGGAGGCGAUUUACAGGGGAGGCGGUGGUGGAGAUGAAGGGUCAAUUGAUGAAGAAUCCGGUGGAUGUGGAUUUGAUGGGCCGGGUUGGGCCGCUUCCUUGGUUUGCGACGUUUCCGGAUGUUGGUGGGAAUAUCUUGGACUUAUAUACCCUUGUAGUAGAAUCUGA
Linum tenue is the source of this 264-nucleotide messenger RNA. Lineage: Eukaryota; Viridiplantae; Streptophyta; Magnoliopsida; Malpighiales; Linaceae. The record is from the annotation of a GenBank genome assembly.